AGGUUCACUAGGCAGUCUUGACAAACGCAUGCGCAAUUACGUACGUUAGAACUUCGACUUGAUCGAUCGAACAAUACACUGCAGUAAUUAAUUCAGACACUCUGUUUCACAAGCAACAGGAAGGAGUUCGCGGCUGUUUACCGAAUGGUGUAACCACACGCCGCAUGAAUUAUAGUUUUUGACAUUAACCGUGUUAUUUGUCAUAUAUAUAUAGACUCUGUCUCAGGUCAGGACAACUUUCUAUAUGUGUCAGCUACUGUUUGCUUAAUUUCGACCGACAAUAUGACGAACUCAGUGGAUAUUUCAGUUAAUGAAGUAAGGAAUGAACCAUGCGUGGACAAAGAAGCUAUGGACAUCUGCUUCGAUCAUUUGAUUUGACAGCAUACGUCGCUGUGUUAAGAACACUCCCUCGAAAAUAUGCGACAGUCGGGUCACUUGAUAACACCAGACAUUCGGUGCAGUGAAGUCAGCUGGGCAGCAGUAGCCUGAGCAGACUAGGCGACAGGCCUUGUUCACGUGUUCAGUGAGUAUAUUGACGUAAGGAUAUUUCCAAGCAGGCUAAUAUGUUCACGCGUGUGUUGUCUUCAUAACUUGUUCAAAUGAUAUUACUGAACAUGUGUAAACAUUAUCAUCUCCGUAUACCUGUCACAUUCGCAAGUUAAAAACCACGCCUCUUGCUAUACACACCGGUGUUUAUACUGUCAACGUGAACCCAGUUGUCAAGUCGGUCAUAUAAAACUGUCAUGGAGGUGCUACAGGGAUUGUAUGACGAAUUUCUUAGCUGUAGUAUAUGCUUGGAAACGUUCAGUGAUCCAAAGCAGCUUCCGUGUCUUCACAACUUCUGUAAAAAAUGUCUCCACAACCACAUCAUCAGGAGAGUCGGGGACGGUAGAAUUCUCUCCGUUCCGAGAUCAACUUUCCCAUGUCCAAUAUGCAGAAAGCCGGCAAGACCCGCGAACGCUGAUCCUCGGAAACUAGCAGACUGGGUGGAUUCAUUUCCAUCCAACUUCUUCAUAAUAAGUCUUCUGGAAAAUCUGGAUUCUCAAAAGAAUGCACAAAGAGAGUCUGGUAACACGGGAUCUGCUGACAGGGAAUCUGCUGUACACGAAUAUUGUUCUCGACAUUCGAGUAUUCGCAUGACGAAGUACUGCAGCAGACGAUCUGUUGGCGUGUGUGAAGAAUGCGAAUCAACGCUCAACCAUCGCGAGUGUCGUGAUGACCAUCUUACACCGGCGCUGGCUAAGGACAUUGCAGAAAAAAGAUUGACCGUCUUCAAGGAAAAAAUUAAAGAACUUAGCAGCCAGGUCGGAAAAACCCAGGAGCAAUUUGCCAAUAAACCAAAUGAUUUGAAGUUUAAAAAAGAGGAAUUAACUGCAGAAAUUUCUGAACGGUUUGCAAUUGUAAAAAGCCAAGUAACAAAGUUGCUUUUAGACAAGGAGAGGGAAUGCUUGAAGACACUUUCUGAGAUUGCACACACGGAGGAAGCAAAUGUAUCUGACGGAGUUGACGAAUGCAAGUCACUUGUGGACAAGCUGGAAGGAACUCAGAAGCUGUUUGAUAAUUUGUUGAACAGUGGGCCUAUUGGAUCGCUGUGUGUCAUAGACAAUGUUGAGAAGGAAAUUACAAACUAUGUGAACGUAGCUAAACAGUUGGAAUUAAAAGAAAAGAGCAUCCAGUUAAGAUUUGUCUCCGAAAGUAAUGUCGAUAGCUUGCUUCAGAAAGUUGUUGUUGGGCAUAUUGAAACUAGUAGCGGUAAAAACGAAUUAUCACAUGGAAGCAGUUCACCAAAUGCAUUGUCUGGAAGGUGUUUUCAAACAGAUUUGGAUACCUGUGCGGAUUGUACGGUUAUGCCAUCUAGUCCAGGAUCUCCGACAGAUGAAGGACUGUCGAUGAACGAAAAUGCAUGUCAGCAGGUUCGGGGUUUUUUGGACCAUCGCGGCCACACAGUAGCGCUACCAAUUCCAUACCCAGUUUCACUGCCCACGUUUCGUGUUCCUCCGCCACCUUUCGGAAACCGACGAAGCAACAGUUCGGGAAGAAAUCGCCCUUCCUCAAGAAGUAACAGUUGUGGAUUGGAUAUGCGACUAAUCAGUACCUUCAAUGGUAUUACCACAGAAGAUCGCCGCGUACCACAAUUUGUCGGCAUUUGCCAGGUGAACGAGGACACAUUUGUUCUUGCUGACCGGUGGAAUAAAAAGCUGAAGCUUGUCAGGUUGAAUGGUGAUAUUGUGUUUUGCCUCGAGUUUGGAGAGAAUAUGGAACCGUGGGAUAUUACAAAAGUUUCAGACUCCAAAAUAGCCGUAACCUGUCCUAGCUAUCGCCACAUUAUUAUGGUGGCCGUCAAAUCUCAAAGCAUGGACGUGGCGGAGUAUCUUCGUACCGACAUUGGCUAUUGCUCGCUUGUCUUACUGGAAGAUAACAAGUUUGCUGCAGGAACCUGCAGACCAUUCAGUGACCCUAAGGUUGACCUACUCGAUGCAAGAGGCAAUCUCCUGAUGACAUUGAAUCUUCCAUCCAUAAUAUACCCACGAACACUCGACAAAACAUCAGAUGGCUGCCUUGUAAUCAGUGACUGGACGAACAAAGAAGUAGUCGUUCUGAACAAGGACUAUCAAGUUAACUUUACUUACAGUGGUUUUGAUGCAGAGAAACCCUUUACCGAACCAACAGGUCUCGCCCACGAUGAAGCCGGGAAUAUCCUAAUUUCCGAUCAUAAAAGAAGAGCCAUUCAUUCCAUUUCUGGAAACAACGGCCAAAAGCGAGGUAUUUUCUUCUUGAAAAUGCCACAGAUUCCAAAAGUGAUCGCCGUUGUUAAAGCUAGCUCCAAGUUCAGCAAAAAACACCAAGUGCUGGUCGGAGCUACGGGUGGAGGCGAAAUUCAAGUGUUUGAUUUGCUGAGACUAUACGUUUGAAAUUAUCAAUUCUCGCCAACAAAUAACAACAAAAAUCGGGAACAUUACGUAAUGGAAAAUUCAUCUUGUUCUAACACACACUAAUAUUUGGAUACUAUAUUACGCACCGGAAGACACACCAAGUCGUGUUGCGUUAUUUUUAGCUUGUGUAAAAUUAAUUACAUGCAUUAUAAUUUAAUUUAGCUGUUUGAAGUGGAUUAUUAACCACACACUAACACGAACAAAACAUCAUUAACACGUGAAAUGAUAUUCGUGAUCAGUUCAUAUUCAUUAUGGAGUCUGCACAUCUGCAUUGGUCUGGCUCGUGUAGGGAUGAACAAAUAAUUGUCCAAACUUGUGUUCCGGCUUUCCAGCAACGUGUAUUUGAUUUUGUACGCUUCAACCACAUCUUUGUAUGUAUGUAUGUAUGUAUGUAUGUAUGUAUUGAUGUAUGCAUAUGUAUGUAUGUAUGUAUUAUAUAACUGAAUAUGCUAACUACACCUUUUUUAAGACCUAACCUUCAUUUCUGUAUUAUAUAUUAUACUAACAACAAAAGAAACGCAAAUAUUAA
Molecule: messenger RNA, 3462 nt
Organism: Gigantopelta aegis
Lineage: Eukaryota; Metazoa; Mollusca; Gastropoda; Neomphalida; Peltospiridae
Product: tripartite motif-containing protein 3-like
Exons: 1
Coding region: 744-2912 (722 amino acids)
Biological process (GO): positive regulation of DNA-templated transcription
Cellular component (GO): chromatin; nucleoplasm
Molecular function (GO): ubiquitin-protein transferase activity; zinc ion binding
Source: RefSeq, a predicted model, not a curated record